This is a messenger RNA of Plasmopara halstedii, 1206 nucleotides long. RefSeq names its product 26s protease regulatory subunit 8. Gene Ontology annotation, molecular function: proteasome-activating activity; ATP binding; ATP hydrolysis activity. Gene Ontology annotation, biological process: proteasome-mediated ubiquitin-dependent protein catabolic process. Bases 1 to 1206 code for a protein of 401 amino acids. Gene Ontology annotation, cellular component: proteasome regulatory particle, base subcomplex. NCBI's taxonomy places the organism in Eukaryota, Oomycota, Peronosporomycetes, Peronosporales, Peronosporaceae. The transcript has 4 exons. The record is from RefSeq and is a predicted model, not a curated record.
AUGGCGCCAGAUAUUGCGAUGACAUUAGUAGAUGACAGUGCGGGGCUAACGAGCUACUACGAGCAAAAGAUUGAGCAUCUAGAGCUUACAGUACGUGAUGAAACGCAAAAUUUACGUCGUCUUCAGGCACAGCGUAAUGAGCUCAACUCGAAAGUCCGUUUAUUGCGUGAAGAGUUACAACUAUUACAAGAGCCUGGAUCGUAUGUUGGAGAAGUAGUAAAGCAAAUGGGAAAGUCGAAAGUACUUGUAAAAGUAAAUCCAGAGGGCAAGUACGUCGUUGACGUUGAUAAGGGCAUUGACAUCACCAAGUGCACACCAAACACGCGUGUAGCACUACGUAAUGACAGCUAUGUACUUCAUAAAAUUCUACCGACUAAGGUGGACCCUCUUGUAAGCUUAAUGAAGGUGGAAAAGGUGCCUGAUUCAACGUAUGAUAUGAUUGGGGGUCUUGACAAACAAAUUCGUGAAAUCAAAGAAGUGAUUGAACUUCCAAUUAAACAUCCAGAACUCUUUGAUGCUCUUGGAGUAGCACAACCUAAGGGUGUAUUACUCUAUGGACCUCCUGGAACGGGCAAGACAUUACUAGCUCGUGCCGUUGCUCAUCAUACGGACUGUACAUUUAUUCGUGUCUCGGGUGCCGAGCUCGUCCAAAAGUACAUUGGUGAAGGCUCACGAAUGGUGCGCGAACUCUUUGUAAUGGCCCGUGAAGCGUCUCCAUCGAUAAUUUUCAUGGAUGAAAUCGAUUCGAUUGGUAGUUCACGAAUGGAAAGCGGUGGUGGAGACUCGGAAGUGCAGCGUACGAUGCUUGAGCUUUUGAAUCAACUCGAUGGUUUUGAACCAGCACAGAAUAUCAAAGUCAUUAUGGCGACGAAUCGAAUUGAUAUAUUAGAUGCUGCUCUUCUGCGUCCUGGUCGAAUUGAUCGAAAGAUUGAGUUUCCAAAUCCAACGGAAGGGUCGCGAAUUGAUAUCAUGCGUAUUCAUUCGAGAAAAAUGAAUCUACUGCGUGGUAUUAAUCUUAAGGUGAUUGCGGAAAAAAUGCCGACAGCAUCUGGUGCCGAAUGCAAGGCCGUGUGCACUGAAGCUGGCAUGUUUGCUCUCCGGGAGCGUCGAAUCCACGUGACGCAAGAAGAUUUCGAAAUGGCGGUAUCCAAGGUCAUGAAGAAAGACUCGGAGCAAAAUAUGUCGAUCAACAAACUAUGGACGUAA